Molecule: messenger RNA, 1519 nt
Organism: Daldinia caldariorum
Lineage: Eukaryota; Fungi; Ascomycota; Sordariomycetes; Xylariales; Hypoxylaceae
Exons: 2
Coding region: 166-1215 (349 amino acids)
Cellular component (GO): cytoplasm; nucleus
Source: RefSeq, a predicted model, not a curated record
UUAGAUCACUGCAUGGUCGCGUACCUCUAAUGCACAAUACAUUGUAACAAAUUAUGCAUGCAUUUUCACAUAUUGACAAUAUCUAAAUGCGAAGAACCAAAGUGCAUACAAAGAAAAGACUACUUCUAGUACAACACAUUAUAAUAAUUCCUUCUUCUAUCCGCCAUGACGCUUAAUCUCACUACCCUGGAUGCUCAUGAGCAACCAGAUGAACAGCUCAAAGCUACAUGGAAAAGAUAUUCGAGGACUGAGCACGAGGAAUUCAUAAAUCAUCCAGACAUAGACGAACUAGACCCUCCAAACACGGUAGGCUCAUUCAAGUUAGCCGGACAUAUCCCUAGUGAGAGCCUCAGGGCCUCUUUUGAGCAACUCGAAGGUGCGGACUGGGACGAAAGUCAGUCAAUUGAAGACGCUCCUUUUUAUUUCCAUCCUCUACUCCCAGGCUUGCUUAUAUUUCCUGCUCUGAUACCCCCAAGAACCCAAAAAGCAUUGUUAUCCCGCAUGGUUCAUAGGGAUCUAAGCAAUCCUACUCACCAGACUAACUUACACCUACAUUAUGACCUCCCCUAUCCAGAGCAGCAAGAUAAUGCAGAUGUGGAUUCGCGGUCGUUCUUCUCUUACUCCCCAGAUGCAUCCGCAAAAUUCCUGCCAAAAGAUCCGAGCGUCCAUAAGGCUUUAUCUAUCAAGCAAGUCCUCGAAAGGCGGUUAUCCUGGGUCACGCUCGGGGGUCAAUACGACUGGACCCAUCGAGAAUAUCCUAACCAGGCGCCUCCAGAUUUUCCCCAUGAUAUUGCCAAUUUCCUCCAGACACUCUUCCCGGAUACUCUUGCCCAGGCUGCCAUUGUCAACUUUUACAGUCCGGGGGAUACAAUGAUGAUGCAUCGGGACGUGAGCGAGGAAUCGGACAAGGGUCUCGUAAGUCUCAGCAUAGGCUGCGACGCGUUAUUCAUGAUUGCGCCCAAUGGUUACAAACACAAGUCGACCGGCGAAGAAAAAUCAGAAAAGCCGUACCUUCUUUUACGACUCCGAUCUGGAGACGCUAUCUACAUGACCCAGGAAUCACGGUAUGCUUGGCAUGGUGUGCCGAAGGUUCUUAAGGGCACCUGUCCAGAUUUCCUAGCCGAUUGGCCGGCAGUGGGUGACAAGUUUCAAGAAUGGAAAGGGUGGAUGCGGAAUAAGCGCAUUAACUUAAACGUCAGGCAGAUGAAAGAGUAAAUUUAUGUCGAUUUGAACGGCUUCAGAAUUAUGCUACGAAGUUUCUCUCGGGGUACCUGAAAUUUCCUCAGUUCAUUACCGUCAACCUAGAACUGGAGCAUGUCCCUUAGAUACGAUUAUAAGGAGUCUACACCCGUGUUACACUAUCCUCAAAUCGUCCAGACCCAGGGUGCGAGACAUAGUCCUAACAUAGUAUUAUCUGAACGAUAAUAUGCCAAGGUUAUCCUCUUCGAUUGAGCUAGUGCAGCCCCUUUUACGUUUUUUGUUUUAGAAAGAAAAAACAGUCCGAGCCUUCCAGCGACGU